AUGUCGUCUAUGUUUGAAUCCGACAAGCUAAGCUACCGCGCCUACGAGCCGCUGAAUGACUUUGACACUCUUCACGCCAUUCGCACCAAUGCAGAUGCCUUUCGCCAAGCAUACUGGGAUGACCCGGUACCACAAUCUGUCGAAGAUACGAACGCGUUCGCCACUCGAGUGCGGUCCAAGUACAUUCUAUUCGUGAUAAUCUACCUCAAAUCGCUGGACCAUGAGGAGGCUAAGAAAGAUAACCCGAUUGGAUACAUUGGCUUGUCCAAGCCAGAAGAGAUGCAGACCAUGCAUAGGAACACCAGAGUCUCCAUCAACAUCGUACCCAACUACCAAGGCAAAGGCUACGGGACAGAAGCUAUACAAUGGUCACUCGGAUGGGCAUUUCGAGUUUAUGGGAUGCAUCGUGUCAUGCUUCGAGUGCACGAACGCAACCAGAAAGCCUUGAAUCUGUACAGGAAGCUCGAGUUCCAAGAAGAGGGAAUCUGGAGGGAGCAUUUUUGGUACGAAGGCAGGUUCUGGGGUUGCAUACAACUUGGUAUGCUGGAUCGGAAGUGGGAGGAGAAGCAGAUGGUGAAGUGA
This is a messenger RNA of Zasmidium cellare ATCC 36951, 582 nucleotides long. RefSeq lists its product as uncharacterized. The transcript has a single exon. Bases 1 to 582 code for a protein of 193 amino acids. Gene Ontology annotation, molecular function: acyltransferase activity, transferring groups other than amino-acyl groups. NCBI's taxonomy places the organism in Eukaryota, Fungi, Ascomycota, Dothideomycetes, Mycosphaerellales, Mycosphaerellaceae. The record is from RefSeq and is a predicted model, not a curated record.